UUCAAUUUCUCUUUGAUAGGUUCUGCCUGGAUGGCACUCUCUCGCCCUUUUAUUGACUACUGCAUAUGGGGAUGGGACAACCUUCCUCGCACUGUUCUCAUGUACUACACAAAUUUCAUCUCCUCCCCUGAAGGUUACUUCCAUACUGUCAUCUGUAAUGCUCAGGAGUUCCGAAAUACUACUGUCAACAGCGACCUGCAUUUCAUAUCAUGGGAUAACCCUCCCAAGCAACAUCCCCACCACCUUACCCUCAAUGACAUGACAAGGAUGAUCGACAGCAAUGCUCCAUUUGCGAGGAAGUUCCACAGAGAUGAUCCAGUUCUAGACAAAGUAGAUGCUGAGCUUUUGUUUCGAGGGCCCGGCAUGCUUGUUCCAGGUGGGUGGUGCAUUGGGAGCAGGAAAAACGGUACAGACCCAUGCUUGGUGGUGGGUAAUACCACGAUCCUUAGGCCAGGUCCAGGUGCAAAAAGGCUUGAAAAACUAUUUCUCUCUCUCUUAUCAAAUGAAAAUUUCCGACCUAGACAGUGCAAGUGAUAAAAUAGUGCUUAAGGAGAUGGCAGGGCAGCUUCUGCUGACAGGCAAACAGGUACAUCUGGGUGAUGUAUCCUACCAUGAGCAGGUUAAGAGUAUUUUCAUCUGGAAGACAGUGAUGGUUGUCUCUACUAGAUCUCACAGGCUCUUCUUGGAUAGGCAGAAAUGGGUCAGAUUUGGUGGAAGCAGGAAGGAGUGUAAAGCCACAUAGUCAGCAGCUGUUAUAAUAGGAUAUACACAAUCAACUGGAAAAUCUGUUCAGGUUAUACUGGUUGGAUAUCUAGAAAUAGGUCUCAUCUUCCACACUCCCAAGAAUAUAUGAAUGCCUAAUCCAAAAGCAAAAUCAAAAUUAUGUGUUGUUGCUGCUUGCAGAUUGUCAUGAUCCACUGGUGAAGGGAUUAUGAUGAGGGGAAAGAACAAGGAAAUUGAAAAGCGCUGCUUAUAUAUUCAACCUUAUUUUUUUUUGACUAGUAUAUAUAUAUUCAUUUGUUUUUUUGGAA
This is a messenger RNA of Macadamia integrifolia, 1031 nucleotides long. Its product is annotated as beta-glucuronosyltransferase GlcAT14A-like. The record is from RefSeq and is a predicted model, not a curated record. The transcript has a single exon. NCBI's taxonomy places the organism in Eukaryota, Viridiplantae, Streptophyta, Magnoliopsida, Proteales, Proteaceae. Gene Ontology annotation, cellular component: membrane. The annotation marks the transcript as partial. Gene Ontology annotation, molecular function: glucuronosyltransferase activity.